Stomoxys calcitrans (stable fly) is the source of this 5461-nucleotide messenger RNA. RefSeq names its product DNA topoisomerase 1 (gene Top1). The record is from RefSeq and is a predicted model, not a curated record. Gene Ontology annotation, biological process: DNA topological change; chromosome segregation; DNA replication. Lineage: Eukaryota; Metazoa; Arthropoda; Insecta; Diptera; Muscidae. Bases 277 to 3384 code for a protein of 1035 amino acids. Gene Ontology annotation, cellular component: chromosome; nucleolus. The transcript has 8 exons. Gene Ontology annotation, molecular function: DNA binding; DNA topoisomerase type I (single strand cut, ATP-independent) activity.
UUUUUGUGGUUUGUGAAGUACGGACGUGGUUCACUAGUGAAUUCUCAACUUGCAAUUUUUUUCGAGAAGUAAUUAUAUAAAAAAAUUGUAAUAUAAUUAACUUUUUUGCCUCAAUUAGAGACCAUCGCAGGGUGGUGGAAAAUUGGAAAAAGUUCUCGGUCACACACGAAAAAAGUCACACAUAACUGAUAAACUUCAAGCUUGGAGGUUUCUUGAAUUGCAAAUCCCAAUUUUCGAUCGACCACAUCGGGGGAAGUUAAAUCAAAAGAAAAGAAGAUGAGUGUCGAUGUGUCGGGAGAAAAUCCACCGCCAGCUCAAAAUGGGGGCGCUGUCGAAGUGCAUGUGAAUGGCAUGAGUAAUGGCCACAGCAGCAGUAGCAGUAAACACAAAUCCUCUAGCAAGGAUAAACAUCGUGACAAGGAUAGGGAUAAAGAUCGUCAUAAGAGUUCUUCAAGCAGCAGUCACAAAAGUAGUAGUCGUGAUAAAGAAAAGCAUAGCUCUUCUUCAUCUAGCAGUGGCAAGGAUAAACAUCGGGACAAGGAUCGCGAUGAAAAACACAGUAGCAGCUCAUCCUCAAAGUCCAGUCAUCGUGACAAGGACAGAGACAAGGAUAAGGAACGCAGCAGCAGUGAUAAAGAGAAACACAAGUCUUCAUCGUCAUCUUCUUCGGGCCACAAAAGUUCCUCAAAGGAUAAGGAGAAGCGUGACAAAGAUCGCAAGGAAAGUGGUAGCUCCAGUAGUUCAUCAAGCAAGGAUAAAGAUCGUCAUAAGUCGUCUUCAUCCAGCUCUUCUUCACGGGAUAAGGACAAGGACAAAGAUCGCCAUCAUAAGAGUUCGUCCUCAUCGUCAUCAUCGAAAAACAAACAUUCCAGUUCAUCAUCAUCGAAACCAUCAAAACAAGACGUUGAUGGAUUUAUUAAGCCUGAACCCCUAUCACAACCACAGGAAAACGGUUUCAACAAUGUCCUUGUUGACAUUAAAACGGAAAACUUUAAGGAGGAGGACCUCAAAGCAGCAUACGAAAGCUCCAUUAAGCGAGAAAAUAUCAAAAAUGAGGUUAAACAAGAAAUGUUUACCCAAGAUCCACUUGACAGCAGUUGUAAUAAUGGUAUGAACAAAGAACACUAUGAGAUGAAUGCACCGUUUGAUGUGUCCCAAGCCAGCUCAUGUGAUUACUCCAUGUCACAGUUUAAGGAAGAUGAACCCGCCUUCGUUGCAAAGGAAGAAGCUAGCUAUAACGAAGAAGAUGAGGAUUCCCAGGAAAUGGAUCAAAAUGGUUCGCAACAAUAUAUGCAGCAGGAACAAGCUGAUGAGGAGGACGACGAUGAUGAAGACAUGCCACUGGCUGCCAGAAAAUCCAAGCAGCAAAAGCCUGUAGUAGUAGAAGAAGAGGACGAUGACGAAGAAGAUGUACCAUUAGCUAAACGCAAACUAAACAUUGUGGUGGAUGAAGACGAUGAUGAAGAUGUACCAUUGAUAGCAAGAAAAAAAUCAAAAAAAGAAACCAAGCAAAAGACUAAGGAGAAGACUAAGGAAAAGAAGAAGAAGCGAGUCAAAGAAGAGGAGGGCGAUUACACUGAGGUUAAGCCAAAGAAGGCUAAGAAGUCCAAGACGGCCGCGCCUGCCGUAAAAACCGAGGUUGCUUCACCUACUAAACGGGUGAAGAAGGAAAAGAAGGACGAAGAAGAAGAAGAAGUUUGGAGAUGGUGGGAAGAAGAAAAGCGUGAAGACGGCGUCAAAUGGAAUACUUUGGAACACAAGGGUCCUGUUUUUGCCCCACCCUAUGAGCGUUUACCACGCAAUGUGCGUUUCUUCUACGAUGGCAAACAUUUGGAAUUGACCGAAGAAACUGAAGAAGCCGCCACUUUUUACGCCAAAAUGUUGGGCCAUGACUACUGCACCAGACAAGUGUUCAAUGACAACUUCUUUAAGGAUUUCCGCAAAACAAUGACCAAGGAAGAAAAGGAUAUCAUUAAGGAUUUCAGCAAAUGUGAUUUUAAGGAAAUGAAUCUUUUUUUCACUGCGGAAUCGGAGAAACGUAAGAAUGCCAGCAAGGAAGAGAAAUUGAAGAAGAAAGAGGAGAACGAAGCCCUAGUAAAAGAAUAUGGUGUAUGCAUCAUUGAUGGGCACAAGGAGAAAAUUGGUAACUUCCGUUUGGAACCUCCAGGUUUGUUUAGAGGUCGUGGCGAACAUCCUAAGAUGGGUAUGAUUAAACGACGCAUACAAGCUGAAGAUGUAUCCAUCAAUUGUGGCAAAGAUUCGAAAAUACCCCAACCACCACCGGGACAUCGCUGGAAGGAGGUUUUACACAACAACACCGUUACAUGGUUGGCUUCAUGGACUGAAAAUGUUCAGGGUCAAAUGAAAUAUAUUAUGUUGAAUCCUUCCUCCAAGUUGAAGGGCGAAAAGGAUCAUGUGAAAUAUGAAACUGCCAGGCGUCUGGCCAAAUCUAUUGACACAAUUCGUAACACAUAUCGCAAUGAAUGGAAAUCGAAGGAAAUGCGUGUAAGACAACGUGCUGUUGCAUUGUACUUUAUUGAUAAACUGGCACUGAGAGCUGGUAACGAAAAGGAUGAAGAUCAGGCAGAUACCGUGGGUUGCUGUUCUCUGCGUGUGGAGCAUGUGUCGCUGCACAAGGAACUAAAUGGCAAAGAGAACGUGGUUGUGUUUGAUUUCCUUGGUAAGGAUUCCAUUCGUUAUUACAAUGAAGUGGAAGUGGAGAAGAGAGUUUUCAAAAACUUGGAACUAUUUAUGGAAAAUAAGAAGACCGGUGAUGACCUUUUCGAUCGUUUGAAUACACAAGUGCUGAACGAGCAUUUGAAAGAACUUAUGGAAGGUCUCACUGCCAAGGUGUUCCGUACAUAUAACGCUUCAGUUACACUACAAAAUCAAUUGGACUUGUUAACCCAAGACGAUAUGACGGUACCUGAAAAGUUAUUGGCUUAUAAUCGAGCAAAUCGUGCGGUAGCUAUUCUCUGUAACCAUCAACGUUCCGUGCCUAAGAGUCACGAGAAAUCUAUGGAAAAUCUCAAAGAGAAAAUAAGACAGAAACGUGAACAAUUGGAUGAUGCCGAAAAUGAAUAUGAGGAUCUGAGGAGGGCUGCCAAGAGGGGAUCUGUUCGCGAAAAAGUUGUUGCUGAUAAGAAGCACAAACAAAUCGAACGUUUGAAGGAACAAUUGCAGAAAUUAGAAUUGCAAGAGACUGAUAGAGAUGAAAACAAAACUAUAGCCCUGGGCACAUCCAAAUUGAAUUAUUUGGAUCCACGUAUAUCGGUGGCCUGGUGUAAGAAGCACAAAGUUCCCAUUGAAAAGAUCUUCAAUAAGACACAAAGAACUAAAUUCCUUUGGGCUAUACACAUGGCAGAUGAAAAUUAUCGCUUCUAAAUAGAGAAAAUCAUAGCCAACUACAUAAAAGUUACAUAUAAAAAAAGCAUAAAGAAAUCAAAUUUUCUCCAAACGCAAAACAAAAGUUUAAAAUGGAAAACAGAGCAGCCCACCCAAGAAGAUUGUAGACAUUUUUUUAAAAACACAUACUUGAGUUCAGUAUAUAGUGUAUUUCGUAUUCUUUUACGCUCAAAAAUCCAUACCUUAUUCCCCAACCAAGUAACCCAUCAACCAACCAAUCAACAACAAUAUGUAUUGAGUUUUUUUCAAUAUUAUUACUAACAUUUUUAUAAUUUAUAUAUAUACGUAUAUAUAUAUACUUAAAUAAAUAGUAUGUAAUGCAAAUAAUUUAAUUUAACAAAAAAACCUACAUAUUCAGCAAUUAGUGUUUAACAUUUAAUUAUUAUGAUGAGAAUGAAAUAAUGAGAAAACAAUGAACACACCUUUUUUGAAAUUUUAGUGUUAGCAGCAGUAAAAACAGAUCAAAACCAAGUUUCGAUUCGAAUUUAAUUUGGUUUUUGUUCUUAGCAAUUUUCUGCGUCUAGCCAGAGAGAGAGAGAGACUUCUGAAUAAACUAUAAAACCUCUGGUGUUUAUUUAGAAUUGCCUAUGGCUACUUUGGCUGUGGAUAUAAUUCACCUAUGUUUUCUGGACAUGUCAUUCGAAUCGAGACUAUGGUUAAGUAGAAGUAUUUUGAAUUUUACAAAGUAUUUCCCUCAAAAAUUGUUCUUUAGUCUAAUCAAAAAUCUCUUUAAUUUUUUAAGAUUAGAUUUGGGAGACUGUUUUACCGCAUGCCACUAGAGAUUGUCUUUAGAAAAAAGAAGUUCUUCUCAAACAACUUUGCUAUAAUAUUUCAAAUAACGUUGUAAGGAUAAUUUUAUGGGAGAAAUAAUUGAAAAUUAAGAUACCGAGCUUAAUUUCAUAAGUUGAAAGCUCAUUUUUAACACAUUUUAUGGCAAAGUUGUUUCAAUAUAAAUUUAGUUUAAUUUUAUUUAAAAAAAAACCUACUACAGCGAUUGUGUUGCAGCAGUAACAAGUUUUUAAUUAUGUCAUACAUAAAAACAUGAAUUUGUUAAAAAAAAAACUAGAAAACACAACAACAGAAAAUGAUACUGAUUAUCAUCAUCCAUUUUAAUAUUAAGUUACCAAUAUACAUACAUACAUAUAUAUAUUAUUAAUAUGAUAAUUUAAAUCAAUUUUAUUGCAAAUUUUCGCAUAAGGACACUCUAGUUAAAAACAAAAAACGCUAUCAUUACUAUUAUUAUUACUAUUAUUUAGUAUGAAAAAACAUGCAAUUGCUUCAACGGGACACCCACAUAAUAACACGGAUCUUAGAACACUUUUGAACAAGGCUUUAAUUAAAUUUGAUCGUUUUUUUUAUUAACUUCUUACAAUUUUCAAACCGCCUUCCCCUACCUCUUAUCAUAUAUCUUUCCCUUUUUAUUUAAUUUUUUUUUAUAUAUUUUAAAAUCCAUUUAGAAUCAUUUACUGUGCAAUUAUUUUUUUUUUUUAUUGAAAAAUGAAAAAAAUCCUUAUGUUUAACACAACUCCAAAUAAGAUAGAAUAAAAUAAAGUAUUUUAUUUGUAAACCAAAUAAAGCAUCUAAUAAAAUUGAAACAAAAAAUCACCAUUCAACCAUCCAUGCUAUCAAUGUUGCUAAAAAAUUAUUCUGUUGACUUAUAAUUGAUUGCUCUCAACAUACCUACAUACACACAUACAUGUAUCUCUAUCAUAAUUAAACAAUUACCUGUAGAUUAAAAAACUAUGAAAAGAAACAAAAAAAUAGUAUUCUCCCUGUGCAGCAUUAUUAUUAAGCCAUGGAGAGAUUGAGAACAAGCCACAACUUUAUAUUAAUACCAAUUAAUAGAUGAAGAAGAAAUAUGAUAAUAAAAUAAUUAAAAAAAUAUAUAUUUCUUUUGUAUUUUAAGUGACACGUAACAUGAAUAGUGGAAAAGCAUUCAAACACAUAGAACACUCACAAACGAAGCACAUCCAUAUUCAUCACAUAAUAGUACAUAUAUUGAAUUAUUUGCAAAAAAUAAAAAACAUAUUUCAAUAAAAAAUUUUCAGAGAAAUAA